Molecule: messenger RNA, 1323 nt
Organism: Nicotiana tabacum (common tobacco)
Lineage: Eukaryota; Viridiplantae; Streptophyta; Magnoliopsida; Solanales; Solanaceae
Source: RefSeq, a predicted model, not a curated record
AUGAGGUCACCUCCCUCUAAAUCUCAAAUAAAGAAUUCAACAAGUGGAAGUGGAUCAUCCACUGCCGGUAGCAAUGUGAAAGGUCCUCUUAAUCUUUUUUUCUCACAAAAAUCAAAUGAAAAGAGAAAGGGUAUUGACUUAGAUUCUUGUAGGAAGAGUUUAAGGGAGCGUGCUCUAGAUGCUUUUACAAGGUGGAUGUAUGAUGCGGGGCUCCCUUUUAAUUGUGUGAAUUACACCGAUAGUUUUGGUGAAUUCAUUGUGGCCGUAGGCCAAUAUGGCCCAGGAAUGAAGCCCCCUACCUAUCAUGAAGUAAGAGUUCCUUGUCUAAAAAAGGAGGUGGAGAAGACAGACAAGAUUAUCGAGGAGCAAAAGGCACAAUGGAAAAUUUAUGGUUGUUCCAUUAUGAUGGACAAAUGGACUGCAAAAAAUGGAAAAAUGGUCAUUAAUGUUUUGGUGAAUUCUCCGAGAGGUAGUGUGUUUCUUGAAUCUUAUGAUGCUAGUGACUCCUCAACCAAUUCCAAUAAAAUGUUCAACUUGUCUGAGAAGACAAUAUUGAAAGUUGGACCGGAAAAUGUGGUUCAAGUUGUUACUGAUAACACAAGUGAGAAUAAAAAAGUGGGUAACAUGUUGAAAGGAGUUUUCCCAAAUAUUUGUUGGACUCCUUGUGCUGCACAUUGUAUCAACUUGAUGUUUGGUGAAAUUUUCAAGUUAGCCCCAUAUUCAAGAGGUGAACAAGUGUCAAAGGCCAUUGUUGUUGAACAUGAUGAGGAGAUACAUAAAACAAAAAAAUUGGUGAAACCGGCUAAGACAAGAUUUGUAACAAGUAUCUUAACCUUGCAUAGCUUUUACCUGCAAAAGCAAAAUACCUUGUUCUUGUCAACCGAAUGGAGUGAGAGUAUCUAUACAAAGGAAGCUCUUGGGAAAGAAGUUGCGAGAUUUAUUAUUGGUCCAUAUUUUUGGAAUGACACUGUUCAAGCACUUAAAGUUGGUAAUCCUUUGGUUAUUGUACUUCGUUUGGUGGAUGGAGAGAAAAAAUCACCAACGGAAUACAUUUAUGAAGCCAUGGAUAGGGAUAAAGAAGCUAUUGAGAAGCCAUUUGAUCAUGAUAGGAGGAAAUAUGAGAGAGUGUUUGAAAUCAUUGAUAAAAGGUGGGAUGAUCAGCUUCAUCAACCUUUACAUGCAGCAGGGCAUAUUUUGAACCGCGAAUUAUUUUACACAAACAAUGAGAACAAGACUUUAGAUUUAAAAGUUUGGAAGGGGUAUCAUGCAUGUGUUGCGAAGUUGUUGCCAGAUGAAGCAAUGCAAGACAAAAUAGGACAAUAG